Messenger RNA from Annulohypoxylon maeteangense, 1419 nucleotides. RefSeq names its product short chain dehydrogenase. Gene Ontology annotation, cellular component: intracellular anatomical structure. The transcript has 5 exons. The record is from RefSeq and is a predicted model, not a curated record. Bases 343 to 1257 code for a protein of 304 amino acids. NCBI's taxonomy places the organism in Eukaryota, Fungi, Ascomycota, Sordariomycetes, Xylariales, Hypoxylaceae. Gene Ontology annotation, molecular function: oxidoreductase activity, acting on NAD(P)H, oxygen as acceptor.
GCAGUUUGCUUGCAGGGUGCAGUGGUUCGUGGGCUACCCCUAACUACAUCCGUACGUCAUCUUCGGCCCGGGUCCAGUACAUCGGCGCAAUUCGGUAUAACCCAAUAUACGGCGUACACUUUCGGGAUAUCACGUCUUCAUAUAUAAUCCAUUUGAAAUCUCUCAUUUUCCUUAUAAGAUCAUGCCUGGGUAAUAUCUGGAUCUUUUCGUGUUCCUUUUUCUCUCUUUUCUCGCUGCCGAUGGAAAUAAUUUAUUAAGUCUUAUCACUUGUACUACCUUUAAGUCUACCUAGAUUUUCUGAAUUAUUGGGAUAUUAUAGAGGCGUCAUCGAAAAGUAUCAGUAUGGCCGAUAUAAAUACUGGCGCUUUUAAGCACGACAGCACGGAACCCCCGAAGUCUAACCUAGUGUUACCAUUAUUCUCGCUGAAGGGUAGAACGGCUAUCGUAUCUGGAGCCGGUGCUGGUAUCGGCCUUGCAAUUGCUCAUGCAUUCGGUACGAACAAAAGGCCCCUGUCUAAAACCUACGAUUUCGCCGAGGCUGGGGCGAAUGUUGCGAUCUGGUAUAACUCCAAUAAGAAAGCUCUUGACGAGGCUGCGAACAUCGAGAAGACAUAUGGCGUGAAGUGCAAGGCUUACCAAGUCAACGUGACGACAUGGGAAACGGUUCAACCCGCCGUCGACGAGAUCGUGAAGGACUUCAACGGUAGACUUGACGUCUUCGUCGCCAAUUCGGGCAUUGCAUGGGAAGAGGGCCCCUUCAUCGACGGCCCGCUAGAGACAAUGCAAAAAGUACUGAAGGUGAAUAUCGAAGGCACUCUUUUCUGCGCGCGCGCCGCUGCGCUGCACUGGCGACGGCAGAAGAAGGAGGGAACUACGGUCGACGGGCAACCCUUAGAGAACUUCACAUACGGCAGCUUCAUCGCCACGUCUAGUAUGAGCGGCCACAUCGUCAAUAUCCCCCAACAGCAGACUGUGUAUAAUUUGUCCAAGGCGGCGAUUACUCAUGCUUGCAGGUCAUUGGCUAUCGAGUGGGUUGGCUUCGCACGUGCUAACUCGGUCUCUCCUGGUUACAUCAAGACCGAGAUCUCGUCUUUCAUUGCACCGGAAACUAAGAAUAUCAUCAAGGGCAAGAUCCCGAUGGGACGGGAAGGUGAGCCGGAGGAGUUGAAGGGUGUUUACUUGUACUUGGCUUCCGACGCCUCGUCGUACACGAAUGGUACCGAUAUCAUUGUUGAUGGCGGGUACACUGUGCCGUAGAUCGAUCUAGAAGGGGUUUCGCAGGUAAGAUGUUAUGUAUGUAGUUACUUAUAUGGGUAGAAUUUUGUAUAUGUGAGUUAUGGCGAUUAGACGUUUCCUACAAUGAAUAGGUAUAUUUAGGUAGAGGUAUCUUGAGACCUUUCUCGUUAGUUGAUUGCUCGA